Beta vulgaris subsp. vulgaris (sugar beet) is the source of this 3683-nucleotide messenger RNA. RefSeq names its product presequence protease 2, chloroplastic/mitochondrial. Bases 175 to 3405 code for a protein of 1076 amino acids. Gene Ontology annotation, cellular component: mitochondrion; chloroplast. NCBI's taxonomy places the organism in Eukaryota, Viridiplantae, Streptophyta, Magnoliopsida, Caryophyllales, Amaranthaceae. The transcript has 19 exons. Gene Ontology annotation, molecular function: metal ion binding. The record is from RefSeq and is a predicted model, not a curated record. Gene Ontology annotation, biological process: protein processing.
AAGAAACACAAAGCAGGCAAUCAACAACACUCUAUUUCAUUUCAGUUGUUGUAACUUGCAACACAAUCUCUCCAUUGAAGAACACUCCAUAACUUCUAAUGGAGAAUCAAUAGCUACUAUCAUUUCACUCUCCCAAAAAAAAAGUACUUGCAGAAAGCUUAAAACCGCGUAAAAAUGGAGAGAGCAAUGUUACUUCGCUCAAUCUCCUCUUCAACUUCCUUAGUCUCAACUCGUCUUCUUCCUCGCUCAAUUCGCAGUCGCAGAUUCUCUCUCCUCCAUCGCCAAAACUUCAGAAACCCUAAUUUUUCACUUCUUCGACAACAUUCGAUAUUGCGACCUAUCUCCACCUUAUCUCUUCCUCUUUCGAAUUCUCCUCUUCCUUUUAAUGGCCGACGUUCUUUCUCCUCUAUCUCUCCACAAGCUAUUUCUAGCUCUGCUUCAGAAGUUGGAAAGCAUGAUAGUGAUGUUGCGGAGAAGCUUGGAUUUGAGAAAGUAUCGGAACAGUUUAUCGAUGAGUGUAAAUCGAAAGCUGUGCUUUAUAAGCAUAAGAAAACUGGUGCUCAAGUUAUGUCUGUUUCUAAUGAUGAUGAGAAUAAGGUGUUUGGUAUUGUUCUUCGUACUCCGCCGAAUGAUUCCACUGGGAUUCCACACAUUUUAGAACAUAGUGUGCUGUGUGGCUCCAGAAAGUACCCUCUGAAGGAACCUUUUGUUGAACUUUUGAAAGGAAGUUUACAUACCUUUCUGAAUGCUUUUACAUAUCCUGAUAGGACCUGCUAUCCUGUUGCAUCUACUAAUACUAAGGACUUCUAUAAUUUGGUGGAUGUUUACUUGGAUGCGGUGUUCUUUCCCAAGUGUGUGGAGGACAAAUGGACUUUCCAACAAGAAGGAUGGCAUUAUGAGCUUAAUGAUCCUUCAGAACCGAUUUCUUAUAAAGGUGUUGUCUUUAAUGAGAUGAAGGGUGUCUAUUCCCAGCCAGAUAAUGUUUUAGGUCGCGCUGCUCAGCAGGCACUCUUUCCGGACAACACCUAUGGUGUAGAUAGUGGUGGAGACCCAAAUGUGAUCCCCAAGCUUACUUUUGAGCAAUUCAAGGACUUUCACCGAAAAUUUUACCACCCUAGCAAUGCUAGGAUAUGGUUUUAUGGAGAUGAUGAUCCGAAUGAGCGUCUUCGCCUCUUGAGUGAAUACCUAGACAUGUUUGAGGCGAGCUCAGCUCCUAAUGAAUCAAAGAUUCAACCUCAAAGAUUAUUCUCAAAACCUGUCAGGAUUGUAGAAAAGUAUCCUGCUGGUGAUGGUGAUGACUUAAAGAAAAAGCAUAUGGUUUGUCUUAAUUGGUUACUGUCUGAGAAGCCUCUGGAUUUGGAGACUGAGCUUGCAAUCGCGUUUAUGGAUCACCUUUUGUUGGGAACCCCAGCUUCUCCUUUAAGGAAAAUCUUGCUGGAGAGUGGCCUAGGAGAAGCGAUAAUUGGAGGUGGCGUCGACGAUGACCUUUUGCAGCCUCAAUUUAGCAUUGGAUUGAAGGGUGUUCUUGAGGAUGACAUUCAAAAAGUAGAAGAAGUAGUGAUAGCAACACUUAAGAAACUGAUGGAAGAAGGUUUUGAUUCAGACGCUAUAGAGGCAUCCAUGAAUACUAUUGAGUUCUCUCUAAGGGAAAAUAACACUGGCUCCUUUCCACGUGGCCUGUCCUUAAUGCUUCGGUCUAUGGGUAAAUGGAUUUAUGAUAUGGAUCCCUUCCAGCCAUUAAGGUGGGAGAAGCCACUGAUGAAGCUUAAGGAAAGAAUAGCAGAGGAAGGCUCCAAGGCUGUGUUCUCUCCUUUAAUGGAAAAGUAUAUCCUUAACAAUUCACAUUGUGUAACAGUUGAAAUGCAGCCUGAUCCGGAGAAGGCUGCUCGUGAUGAGGCUGCUGAAAUAGAAUCUUUGGAGAAGCUCAAGGCAAGCAUGACAGAGGAAGAUUUGGCAGAGCUGGUUCGUGCUACUCAAGAAUUGCGCUUAAAGCAGGAAACUCCAGAUCCACCUGAAGCUUUACGGAGCGUUCCAAGUCUUUCUUUGCAUGACAUCCCGAAAAAGCCUAUUCAAAUUCCCACUGAGAUUGGGGAUAUCAACGGUGUCACUGUUCUACAGCAUGACUUAUUCACAAAUGAUGUCAUUUACGCUGAAGUUGUUUUUGAUAUGAGUUUCCUAAGACAAGAGCUUCUUCCCUUGGUACCUUUAUUCUGUCAAUCAUUAUUGGAGAUGGGUACCAAAGAUAUGGAUUUUGUGCAACUCAAUCAAUUAAUAGGGAGGAGAACAGGAGGAAUAUCUGUUUAUCCUUUUACAUCAUCUUUGAGGGACAGUCAGGACCCGUGUGCUCGGCUAAUUGUCCGAGGCAAAGCAAUGGCUGAACGUGUUGAAGACCUUUUCAAUCUGAUGAAUUGUGUUCUGCAGGAGGUGCAAUUCACUGAUCAACAGCGGUUCAAGCAAUUUGUUUCUCAGAGUAAAGCAAGAAUGGAGAAUCGAUUGAGGGGUAGUGGUCACGGAAUUGCAGCUGCAAGGAUGGAUGCAAAGUUGAAUACUGCUGGUUGGAUUUCUGAGCAAAUGGGUGGUAUCAGCUACCUCGAGUUCCUGAGAGAUCUGGAGGCGAAAGUUGACCAGGACUGGGAAGGAAUCUCUUCCUCUCUGGAGGAAAUUCGCAAAUCCGUAUUUUCAAGGAAACAUUGCUUGGUAAAUUUGACUGCUGACGGGAAAAAUAUCACGAACUCAGGAAAGCAUAUUGGCAAAUUUCUUGACUCGCUUCCGGAAGUCUCUUCUACUCCAAUUAUGUGGAAUACUCAACUCUCUUCGCAAAAUGAAGCCAUUGUGAUACCGACUCAGGUCAACUAUGUUGGAAAAGCAGCUAAUGUAUAUGGAGGUGGUUAUAAGCUUAAUGGAAGUGCUUAUGUCAUUUCGAAAUAUAUCAGUAAUACAUGGUUGUGGGAUCGUGUAAGAGUGAGUGGUGGUGCUUAUGGAGGCUUUUGUGAUUUCGAUACUCAUUCAGGGGUUUUCACAUUUUUGUCUUACCGAGAUCCGAAUUUGUUAAAAACGCUUGAUGUUUAUGAUGGAACGGGUGAGUUCCUCCGCGGGCUGGAAUUGGAUAAUGAUGCUCUUGCCAAAGCAAUCAUUGGGACCAUUGGGGAUGUUGACUCAUACCAACUGCCUGAUGCCAAAGGUUAUAGUAGUUUGUUGCGUUACUUGUUGGGAGUCACAGAUGAAGAACGAGCAAUUAGACGCGAGCAGAUAUUAUCAACAAGUUUCAAGGACUUCAAAGAAUUUGCAGAGGCAGUUGAUGUAGUCAAAGAUAGAGGAAUUGUGGUUGCUGUGGCAUCUCCAGAAGAUGUUGAUGCUGCAAAGAAGAUAAUUCCAGACUUUUUCCAAGUGAAGAAAUUGUUGUAGGGUAUGGCUGGUGUUCAGGGAGAAAUAGAUCAAAAGCAGUAGGCAAACUCGCAACAGAGUUCUUAUGCCCUGAUUUUUCUUGUGGUAUGAGAUCAUUAUAACAAUGAAGAAGUUGAUCAUAGAAGAGCAUUUAUAUUGACUAGUCUAUAUGAACACUGGUGAUAAUAUUUUUGAUGCUGAUGUGUAAGAUUCUAUUGUUGUACAGUUACUCAGUUCUUGGCAUCGCUGUUAUACGUGCUGAUUGAAAAAAUAAUAAUGAAAAUGCAUUUUUUUUAUCA